Mauremys reevesii (Reeves's turtle) is the source of this 4579-nucleotide messenger RNA. RefSeq names its product 6-phosphofructo-2-kinase/fructose-2,6-biphosphatase 4 (gene PFKFB4). The coding region runs from base 308 to 1684 and encodes 458 amino acids. Gene Ontology annotation, molecular function: 6-phosphofructo-2-kinase activity; ATP binding; fructose-2,6-bisphosphate 2-phosphatase activity. The record is from RefSeq and is a predicted model, not a curated record. Gene Ontology annotation, biological process: fructose 2,6-bisphosphate metabolic process; fructose metabolic process. Gene Ontology annotation, cellular component: cytosol. The transcript is spliced from 15 exons. NCBI's taxonomy places the organism in Eukaryota, Metazoa, Chordata, Testudines, Geoemydidae.
GGGAGCGGCCGGUGCCCUGUGCAGCGGGAGCGCACACCCGCUUCCAGCGCUGGGGGACCCUCUCCAGGGCUCAGCGCCCUCAGCGGGAUGCCGCCGCGCCCGGCUGCGUUACCGACCCGUUUCCUUCACCUAAACCCGGCGCAGUGAGCGGGACUGGGCGCCCCCGGACCCUGCUCCUUCCAGCCAGCCAAGGCGGUGGGUCUGGGCGCCCCUCGGACGCUGCCGAGCCCGGUGAGCGGGUCUGGGCGCCCCCUUGGCUGGCGCAGCUUGCGGAAGGGGACGCGGGUGCCUCCCCGCCCGGGCGCAGAUGUCGGUCUCCAGGUGCAGCAGCGGCGGCUGUCAGGGGCGGCCGCAGAGGCGGGACUGGAAAGUCUGUAUGACCAAUUGUCCUACACUGAUUGUCAUGGUGGGCCUCCCAGCUAGAGGGAAAACGUACAUCUCCAAGAAACUGACACGCUACUUAAACUGGAUUGGAGUGCCUACAAAAGAAUUUAAUGUUGGUCAGUACCGUCGAGAUUUGGUAAAAACAUACAAAUCCUUUGAGUUCUUCUUGCCAGACAAUGAAGAGGGCUUGAAAAUCAGAAAACAGUGUGCCUUAGCAGCUCUGAAUGAUGUCCAGCAGUACCUCAGUGAAGAAAAUGGACAUGUGGCUGUUUUUGAUGCUACAAACACAACACGAGAACGCAGAGAAACCAUCUUCAGAUUUGGUGAGGAGAAUGGUUAUAAGACCUUCUUUGUUGAAUCAGUAUGCGUAGAUCCAGAGGUCAUUGCUGCAAACAUUGUGCAAGUGAAACUUGGCAGUCCUGAUUAUGUUGAUUGUAGUAAUGAUGAAGCUACAGAAGACUUCAUGAAAAGAAUAGAGUGCUACAAGAACACAUAUGAGAUGCUAGAUGAAACUCUGGACAAGGAUCUUUCCUAUAUUAAAAUCAUGGAUGUUGGAAGGAGUUACCUUGUGAAUAGAGUAAUGGACCAUAUCCAAAGCCGGAUCGUCUACUACCUCAUGAAUAUCCACGUAACUCCUCGCUCAAUCUACCUCUGUCGACAUGGAGAAAGUGAACUGAAUCUGAAAGGGAGGAUAGGAGGAGACACUGGACUGUCCUUUAGGGGGAAAGAGUUUGCCAAGAGCUUGGCACAGUUCAUUAAUGAGCAAAACAUCAAGGAUCUGAAAGUUUGGACCAGUCAGAUGAAAAGGACGAUUCAGACUGCGGAGGCUUUAGGAGUGCCUUAUGAACAGUGGAAGGUUUUGAAUGAAAUAGAUGCAGGAGUCUGUGAAGAAAUGACAUAUGAAGAAAUUCAGGAAAACUAUCCUCUUGAAUUUGCCUUGAGAGACCAAGACAAAUAUAGAUACAGAUACCCUAAGGGGGAGUCAUAUGAAGAUCUCGUUCAGAGACUGGAGCCAGUAAUUAUGGAGCUGGAAAGGCAGGAAAAUGUGCUUGUUAUAUGUCACCAAGCAGUUAUGCGCUGUCUGCUUGCUUACUUUCUGGACAAGACUGCAGAACAACUGCCUUAUCUAAAGUGCCCACUCCAUAGUGUCUUAAAGUUAACCCCAGUGGCUUAUGGUUGUAAGGUGGAAUCUAUAUUCCUGAAUAUUGAAGCUGUAAACACACACAGAGAUAAACCAGAGAAUGUAGACAUUUCCAGACCUCCUGAGGAAGCCCUUGUAACAGUCCCUGCUCACCAGUGAACCUGUGUCCAGAUCAGCUAUCAAAUGUGUGAAUGUAGGUGUGGAUCGCUCGAGAGAGGAAGCCUUGAGGACAGUACCUAAUCAUCUAUAACUCCCGUGGACCAUGACAAUAUCCCCUGCCUGCUACAGAAGCACUAAGGAAAUAGCUCAGGUACAUGAGACUGGAAAAGACAUCCAAGGAGGUCAAGCAGUGUCACAUGCACACACUCCCUUUGACUGUAAGGCUUUUAGAAUGUGAUUCAAUGACUUGUGGGAAAACCCACAAUUCUGGAGGACACUUAAUGCUGAAAAUGGAAAUGUGCAAGACUGGAAAUAUUUAUGGGAAACCCAGUGAAGUUGCUAUAAAUUUUUCUUCUGUGAAUAUGCAGUUUUUCAGCUGUUUUUAUGCUUCACCUGUGGCUCAUGCAAGAUUGUUAAUUGCUCGUCAGCUUACUGUCAAGUUUUAACUGAACUUUUACUUUUUUCAAUAAUGGCUUUUCUAAGAGUACCUCUUAUUUUUACUGUGAAUGACUUCCUAGAAUUAGAUAACUUCUUUUUUAGUGUGUAUAUAUAUAUUUUUUGAAUACAUGUGAAAUUCUGCAUUUAAUGUUCUGUAGGCUCCAUUUGAUACAAAAGCACUUCAUAUUGGAGGCUUGCUCUGAAAAGGUUUCUCAAAUUCUCUUUUUUUCCAUCCCAUCUAUGUUUGAGCAUAGUUCAGGAGUUGCAAAGCACCAUGUAUGUGUGUCUUUUGAAAUGGGGAUGCUUUCCCCUUUGCCAAGAAAAAAUAUUUGAUAUUAUAUAUUAUGUUAUAUUGACAGUGAGAGAGGCUUUGCUGUCACAGUCAGUUCCUUUAUCUUCUCCGUGCAUAAUGGCAUUUUGUACCAUGGUGUGGGGGUGCACUGUUAUACAGUUGAUCGUUAUGGAAGGAUGGUUUUUAGCCAGAUAGCUAGCUUGCUAAUAGUCUAUAUAUCCUAGAAAGAGAUUAUAAACGGUAAGAUGACAGAUAUCCUUCAGAAUAUCUGUACUGUCCAGGUUAAGCAACCUUUCCAAGAGAGAACACAACUUCCACAUUCAGGGUGAAAUAUACUCCCAUUCAGUGGGCCCUCAAAAGACCAAAUACAUCACUUGAAUGCAGGAAAACUUCAAUGUAAACCCUAAAUGGGCUCUAAUAGAGUUAAUUUCACCCUAAAAGUAUAAGGUUUUUUAUGUGGGAGCAUUAAGUCAAUAGAGGAGAAUGUUAAAAUAGGAUUUUAGCCUCCUAAGAAUUGUGUAAGUACAAAAACUCUUGAGUGAAUUUGGAAGUUGAUUUUUUUUAAAUUUCAUCUCUAUAUUUUGUUUUUAAAAUCCUGUGAAAUUGCAAGUGCAUUUAUGUCCAAUGCUAAAAAGUAAUAGAAUUUUCUAUGCAUGUCUAGGCCACUCACUACCUUCAUUGUUCCAAGCAAAUAUAUAUAUAUAUGUAGUAUACAUGUGGUGUUGGCUGAUAGAAUUUAGCUAGCAACACCUAAUUGUUAAUGAAAUGAAGAAAGCUGCCCAUUAGUUAUUGGAGUAUCUUUUUGAUGUCUGUAUUAUGUAUAAUCCAACUUUUGCAUUUAUCCGUUAAUACAUUUAGUUGAAUUUCAGUGUAGAGAAUUGAGUUCUAUCAAAGUAGCUUGCAGGCAAAGACUAAAUUGUUUUUUGUUGUUUUUUUUUAAUGCAGGGCAGGGGACUCUACUAUGUGCUGCUGUUGUGAUUUGUUUUAUUAAGCUAGUCUUAGCAAUAUAGUCAGUGUACUGGAAGUAAGCCAUAUAGCUAGAUUUCAUUUCAGAAAACGAAUACAUAGGAUAUCAAAAACACUUGCUUGGAACCUUAGCAUCAAAAGCUUUUUGUCUGUAAUCCAGUAAUAUGCAUUUAAAAGUAUAUAUUUAUUUAGCUGUAUUAAUAGUUAUUGUCUAAUGUUAUAGCACAAAGCACUGCUAAGACAUUUAUUGACGCACAGCAAAACAAACCCUAAAGAUUCUUAUAUUGGAGAGGGAAGAGAUGCUAUAUAGUGGUUUCCCUUCUGAUUUGUUCAUAGUUCAGAAGAACAGCCCUGUCCUCUAAGGUGCCCUGUUUCCUCUGGAUCUGGGCCACACAACCUGCAGUAGGGAUUAUGUAUGUUUAAUGAUGGUAAAUUGAGGAAGCCAACUUUUAUCCAUAGUUAUCCAAGGCAAAUUCCCAAAUAUUAUCUUCUUAAUGUGCUUUGAAAAGCAGAGGUUUACCAAGAUAGAGUUUGGACUACUGUAGUUUUGAGCUUCGUCCUGGCAAAGGAAGCAUGGUUAUAAAAGGGAAAUGUUUCCUUAUAUGAGUUUUUAAUCUCAGAACUUUCAGAGGUGCUGUACAAUUCUAUAUGGCUAAAUGUUUUAUGUAUAGUAGAUAUUUUUAUAGACUGCUUUUAAAUAUACUGUGAUCAGAGCAGUUUCUCAUUUGCAGGAUGGAUGUAUAGUAAAAAAUCACCGUAUACAAGUGUGAAUGAAUUGUAUGUCAGUACUUGAAAAUAAAAAAGAGAAUCUGAAGCUGUCAAUUCUAUUUUAAUUUACAAAUAAUGUCAUUGACUGUAUGUAUCUUAGUUAGUAAAAGGAAAAUACUAGAAUGUAAAAAUAAGUAAAUGAUCACCCCCAUGUCUCCUGUAAAAAUUGAGAGUUCUGGAAAUAUAUUGCAAGAAUUACUCAUUACUAUCUAAAAGCUAUAUACAUAUUCCCAUCUGUUUCGGAAAAGCGAGUCAUCAUCCAGAAGGGUUAACUUCUAAGCAUGGUCUAGUAUGUUUGUUUUAUGUUGCCGUGAUUGGAUGGGAUUAAACUAACCUUUCUGACAUGACUGGUCUUCAAUUUAAUAUUCUAGGCAAAAUGAAUCUCAUGUGAUCUUUCAGCCAAGUAAUAAAGAUCAAAUGUUAAAACACAA